CUCGUCCAUUUUAUCAGUAUCUAUCAUAUCCAUGUCGUCCGUCGCGAAGGCGUCCUCCGAACAAUGAAGGAGUGGUCGCGUAUCCCAGUGUCGUUCCUCAAUCCGACGGCGCAGAGGCGUCCAAUUGCCCAGCCUCCGGCGCGUCUCAGUGCCCCUGCUCUAUGACAGCCGCCCGUCAACACAACCUCCAAGAGCCAAGACUGAAGCUGAUAGCAGCCAGAGAGUUCAGGAUGUCCAUCAUCUGUGUCGCUCAAGAGACAAUCGAAAAGAGGCACGCCAUAGCCGUCUCGCCCGCCGCCGAAGGCCAAUUCCUCGCCCCGCCACUCUCGAAUACCCCGCGACCAAUCCUCCACAACUCUGGCGCAUGCUCACAUACUACCCGGUCUGGGACGUCUCCUACAUGGUUGCUCAAUGGUUCACCUGGGGCUCGGUAGUCUGGGUCAUAAACUCCUUCCUCGUCUGGCUGCCCUCCGUGCACCCCUCGUCCGCCUUCCGGGGUGAAACCACAAACGGUGGCGGCAUCUCCGCCUUCAUCGGCGCGACCAUCUUCGAGAUCGGCAGCAUCUUCCUCAUGAUCGAAGCUGUCAAUGAAAACCGCACACAGUGCUUCGGCUGGGCUUUCGAAGAGGCGCUCGAGGAGAACGGGCUCCUGCGUCUACGACCAAGUAGCGAGAAUUGCACGCACCACCACCCAAACAAAAAGAACCUCGUCGGAAACCGCAAGAUUCCCUCCGGAGAAACCGCUCAGGGGAAACUCCUCGCCCCCAACAAAUUCGCCGAAGCCAAAGUCCUCGAAACCUGGGUCUGGUUCCCCUCCCUCACCGGCACCACUACGUCCGCGAAAUUGGCUUCCUCACCUGCCUCGCCCAAUACGUCGCUGCAACCAUCUUCCGGAUCGCCGGCUUCACCGCCCUCCCCACAUCCAAUCCUCCCUCUCCCCUGCGGCCGUAGACGGCGCAUACUGGGCCCCCCAGGUCAUCGCGGGUCGGGCUUCAUCAUCUCCUCCCUCCUCUUCAUGAUCGAGACGCAGGAGCGGUGGUGGAAGCCUGCGCCGCGGACGCUGGGGUGGUAGGUUGGGGCGUGGAAUUUGGUGGGGGCCGUGGGGUUCACGAUAUCGGGGGCGUUUGGGUAUUGGCAGUGGUGCCGAGGGGGGAGGAGGCGGUGCGUCGUGACGUGGAGGGUGCGUCGUCGUCGGGUGGUACGGAGUAGUGGUGGUGAUUUCGGAGUUAUUUGGGUUGGACAGCACAUAUACUAUUUGGUGGGAUUUCGGAG
This is a messenger RNA of Pseudogymnoascus destructans, 1272 nucleotides long. RefSeq lists its product as uncharacterized. Lineage: Eukaryota; Fungi; Ascomycota; Leotiomycetes; Thelebolales; Thelebolaceae. The record is from RefSeq and is a predicted model, not a curated record. The coding region runs from base 365 to 1072 and encodes 235 amino acids. The transcript has 2 exons.